GAAGAUACGCCGACGACAGACGUCACGAUGAGCACCUUGACGAGCGCCGACAUGGGAGAAUUGAAGCGGCCAUCCACCCGCCUGCAUGCGCCCCCUGGUGGCGGCACGAGCUGGAGCUUUGGAGAUGAUUCCGGAACGUCGGACGCGCCCAAGGCAAAGGCCAAGGGCCGAGGCGGCAACAGCGGGUCGAACGUAACGAGCGACGCGUCUCCAUUUUCGCACUACCCUCCCCCUGCACCUACAUCCACCUCGUCAUCUUCGUCUGCGAAUCUCGCUGCUGCUCCUACUGCACCUACUACGACCACCACCGGGACCAAGUCGACGGCCUCCCACCGCAGCUUCAACGGCGCCGUGCGCAUUGCUGUGCUCAAGACAAAGGCCGACGAAACCGUCGUGGAUGACUUUGCGCUCAAUUUCACCAACGCAUUGGCAUCUAGCGUGGCCUACGACAUUGUGACCGUCCCGUCCAUUGAAGACCUGCCAUAUGCAGCCAACAAAUUGGCCGUCCACGGUGGGUUCGACGGUGUCGUCGUGUUCGGCCUGCUAAACCCGUCGGACGCACUCUUCCCUGUCCUGUCCACGAGCAUCUUGCCGGCGCUCGUCCAGAUCAGCAUUGCCGCCGUGAAACCGAUCGUCCGCGCCAUCUUUGUCGGCGAGCCGCGCGUGGCGUCUGUCAAGGCCAAGGGUGGAUACGGCGCCGAAUUUGCCGCGAGCAUCGAGGACCUAGUCCAGCUCGGCGGGUUUGUCCACCGCCCGACCUCCGCCGCAUCCGUCGCUUCCCGCGGAGCUUCCGCCCAAGGCACCCAUCAUGCCCAUCAUCAUGCCCAUGGCGCGUCCACCGCCGCCGCGGCGGUCGUUCAUUCAAACAACAACGUGUUCCCCGACGCCAUCAAAGCCGCGCCGCGCGCAGUCCAAGACACCCUGACGGCCCUACGAACGUCGUUGUAUGAACAUGGAGCUCGCGGGAUUGUCGGACUCGGGCGCAAGUUUCGCAUCAUGGACGACGACAACAGCCGGACGCUGGACCUGGCCGAGUUUUCCAAAGCCAUCCGCGAGCAUGGGCUGCCUCUGUCUUCUUCCGAGGUGGCCGACUUGUUUGCGUUCUUUGACGGCGAUCGCAGUGGCCACAUCAGCUACGACGAGUUCCUCACGGGGAUCCGCGGCGAUUUGAACGACCGGCGGCGGCAGUUGGUGCUGCUGGCGUUUGCAGUCGUCGACGCCGACGGCAACGGCAUCCUCGACCUGGACGACAUCAUCGCCAAAUAUAAUGCCGAUAAACACCCAGACGUGCUCAGUGGCAAGCGCACCAAGCACGAUGUGUUUCGUGAAUUCCUCGACACAUUUGACGGCGGCGAGAAGGAUGGCAAGGUGCACCCGACCGAGUUUGUGCGGUACUACGCCAACGUGAGCGCCUCCAUCGACGACGACGACUACUUUGAGCUCAUGAUCCGCAAUGCAUGGCACAUUUCCGGCGGCGACGGCUGGAGCGCCAACUCGACCUGCCGCCGCGUACUUGUGACCCUGGAAGACGGGUCCCAGCGAGUGCAAGAGGUCGAGAACGACCUUGGCGUACAUGGAAAUGUAGCAGCCAUCGCCGACGCACUCAAAGCGCAAGGUGUCCAAGUGUCGGCGGUCGAAGCGUCGGGGUAUGUUGACAACGUCAAGGCCAAACCAGGCAAGAAGCUGCAGCACGGUGCAGGGGAAAGCUCGAUUGUGUUUGGAUAGGAUGGAUGCACGAUACUAGAAGCAACUUGUCGUGGGGAGAUGGAAGGCCCUCGUACGAAUUAACAAUGCGGACGACUGACUGACGAGUGCUCGCUCGUUUAUAUCUAGACCAACGCUAGUGUUGUGUGAGAUACGGUACUAUUAUAAUAGGCGGAUAGGAUCGUCGCGAGGGGUGGUUGCAUUGUGU
Molecule: messenger RNA, 1912 nt
Organism: Aphanomyces astaci
Lineage: Eukaryota; Oomycota; Saprolegniomycetes; Saprolegniales; Verrucalvaceae
Exons: 2
Coding region: 28-1725 (565 amino acids)
Biological process (GO): riboflavin biosynthetic process
Cellular component (GO): riboflavin synthase complex
Molecular function (GO): calcium ion binding
Source: RefSeq, a predicted model, not a curated record